AUGGGUGGGAUUGACGUCUCCUCCGUGGUGAGCUCCAUCAUAUCAGCCUUUGGCAGUGGCAUGGACAUUUUCCAUCGUCUGGGAGGAAAGAAGAGGAAAACCAACGCCAGACUCCCUCGGCCAUCUGAAGAAGAACAAUGGCUGCGACAUUCGUUGAAAAAUCGACCUGUGGAGAUCCAACACGAGUACGAUCAGCAGGUAGCAAAAUUCGGGCGUCAAUUCGAAGUUGGUGACGUUGUGGCUCAGUCAAGUUUGGCACAUACUCUUCUCGUCCUCAACACCGGCCUGAUCAACUUGAUCAAUCAUGCCCUUUCCGGAGACCCCAAGACAAUAUCCUUGUCUAAGCGGACCUUGUUCAGUCUCUCUGAAACUGCUGCAGUUGACACUAUGACUGCCAUCGGACAGCUCGGGUCGCGCCUCAGCCUAGUGUCAGCAUCCAGGCUGGCGCUUGAGUUGAAGGGGAGCCAGAGGUCUGAUGAGAAGACCCCUCACAGAGAACGCAAAUCCAGUUCUACAACGUCGACAAAGAAGACCAAGAGGCCACCUCCGACGCCAUUACUAAUCCGCGGUGGUUGGGUGAGGUCCAGAAGCGGGUCAUCAGUUGUCUCUGGGGCAGCGGCGAAGAAAGCAAGGGCAGAGCAGACGCAGAAGCACCACCGAUCCAAAUCUGAUUCUAUGGUGUCAAAAUCGUCCGCAUCCCGGUCCAGCGACUCCAAGGCCAGGCGGGAGGAGUCACUCAGCCAUGUGUCCGGCUGUACCUGUAAAGCAGCCCCGGCUCGAGUGGAAGAAUCAAAGCCUCCCACUAGACGGAAGUCCAGCGAACAGCCCCGACCGCAAAGCCAGCGAAGCAUGCUCCUCGUGCCUGCAGACUUCUUCGAGAACGGGCAAAACAUUCCAGAGCAAGCGGUGCUCCCACAGGCUCCGCCUCGACCACCAAAGAUCCCGCUGCAUAGCCGCCCCAAUCCAGCACAGUCUAGGGCGCGUCCGACAUCGACUAUGACAUUCAUGACGGCUAGCACCAAGAUCGGCGAAAUCCCAGAAUCCAAGUGGCCGGACAAGACGCUGCCAGAGGAGGGAGAAGGGUCGCGGAGACUGCCAUACAUUAUCCCGCCUCCGCUUGAACCGAGCGAGCCGAAGAGGAAGAAAGGGCUCAGAUUCUGGAAGAGGGAAGACAAGAGCCGUGACAUUGCCGCUUAUUGA
This is a messenger RNA of Fonsecaea erecta, 1200 nucleotides long. RefSeq lists its product as hypothetical. The record is from RefSeq and is a predicted model, not a curated record. Bases 1 to 1200 code for a protein of 399 amino acids. Lineage: Eukaryota; Fungi; Ascomycota; Eurotiomycetes; Chaetothyriales; Herpotrichiellaceae. The transcript has a single exon.